Fusarium mangiferae is the source of this 597-nucleotide messenger RNA. RefSeq lists its product as uncharacterized. Bases 1 to 597 code for a protein of 198 amino acids. The record is from RefSeq and is a predicted model, not a curated record. NCBI's taxonomy places the organism in Eukaryota, Fungi, Ascomycota, Sordariomycetes, Hypocreales, Nectriaceae. The transcript is spliced from 3 exons.
AUGAGCAAAAGCUAUGACCCCAAAGAAACUAGAGACUUCGCUCUCGAGGAGAGCUACUUCAGGGAAGCUCGGAUAGAAGGCCAAUCUGACGGCGGUGUCUCAACCGUACCCACCCUCGACGAGAUGAUCACUCUGACCGCUUCUCCAAGUACCAGGAAAAGGCACAGCAUGAGUUUCAACAUUGCGGCAACAGAUCACACGCGCCGGCAAUUCGCGAACGCAUAUCGUCAAGUCCGACAGCUGGGCGAGCACAACCUUGCUCACCUGCUCUGUGGUCACAUCAAUGGGGUCUUUGGCCCAACUGUCGACAAGGUUGUGAACUUGAUAGACUCGGAAAUGACUGUGGUCAGAGAACUGAUAGAGGACCACUUGACGGGUUUUAAGGCCAUCGUGGCUGGAGUGGGAACAGGGUCCAAGCGACAGGCACGGUACCUGAUCCUUCAUCCUCGACAGACCAUUUACAUGCCCCAAGGCACGAUCCACUACUUCUUCCGCAAGCACAGCUACCCGACCCUGAUCACAGGUGGGUUUGGCCGAGUGACACCCUGUUACCUCGAGUUGAACAUUCUGGAUGAUACUGGCGGUCGUCGGCCUUGA